Molecule: messenger RNA, 871 nt
Organism: Exaiptasia diaphana
Lineage: Eukaryota; Metazoa; Cnidaria; Anthozoa; Actiniaria; Aiptasiidae
Exons: 3
Coding region: 108-746 (212 amino acids)
Source: RefSeq, a predicted model, not a curated record
UCAUCUCAGUGCAUUGCGUUAAUCAUUAUGCAUUUUUAAAAAUAUAGUGCAACAUGUGGCCACCUCAAAAACAAAAGCCUUCUUGAAGCAAAUCAAAACAAAAGACGAUGCGCGUCCUUGAUCGAACUACUAUUUACAAAAUUAAGCAAAAUAGACCAAAAUACCUUCAGCGCGAUAACAGAAGAGAAUGGCAGAGAGAUCAAAAGAAUUAUGUUGGACAAACUCCUCAUAGAAGACAACCUCGCUGUUAUGGCGGUCAUGUCAUGCUGUAUGACGGUGCACCUUCGUCUAAUGAUCCUCCGAACAUUCAAAUUCAUGGCUACCAAGCUUCUCAUGGUCAUACAACACAAUCACAAAGGUAUCCUCAUUGCUCUGGCCGUACAGGCAUGCCUAGCCAAGCCGCGACUGCAUGUUUUCUUCCUGCAGACCAAAAUGACGCUUUCAUGCCGCAAUACGACCAAUACAACGAUCAGCAUCAUGGCCGACAAGUUUCUCAUGUCUAUUCAUCACAUCCAUCACAGGCAUUUGAACCUCGUUCAUUUGGUGGUACAGGCGUACUGUACGCGGGUAGAGCUUCAUCUCGUCCAGACCGACGUGACGCUGACUUGCCACGACACAACCCAAGAAAAUAUCACGGCAAAUCUCUUCGUACCCAUUCAUCAUAUCAAUCACAGGGGCUUUCUCGUUCCUCUGGUCCUGGAGCCAGCAUAUUGUAUCCAGGUGCGCCUUCCUCUGAUGUACCUUAGACCAUCGUGUGACUCCCGUUUGUCAAAAAGCACCGUAGGAAAAUUAUCAGUCCAAAAUCAACUUCAAAAUAUAUAGAUAUGAUCGAGUGUGUAGUUGGGCUGAACAGAAUAAAUGUGUAGCAACA